This is a messenger RNA of Baudoinia panamericana UAMH 10762, 1933 nucleotides long. RefSeq lists its product as uncharacterized. NCBI's taxonomy places the organism in Eukaryota, Fungi, Ascomycota, Dothideomycetes, Mycosphaerellales, Teratosphaeriaceae. The record is from RefSeq and is a predicted model, not a curated record. The transcript has a single exon. Gene Ontology annotation, biological process: regulation of DNA-templated transcription. Bases 138 to 1634 code for a protein of 498 amino acids. Gene Ontology annotation, molecular function: DNA-binding transcription factor activity, RNA polymerase II-specific; zinc ion binding.
GUUCGACAGCACAUGCGAGUGAGCUUGGCGAAUGCCGGUGAGUUGGCACAUAUUGCUAAACUGUACUGAAUCGCUUCAGCCCUUACCUGCAUCGCAUCAGUCCACCUGCCAUCUACGUAUCACCUUAGCAAGCUCCCAUGCAAUCUCGUGCUCAACAAUAUGAGACCCCCCUCCCAGCUCAAUCGGCUAAAUGCUGCACCCUUAGCGUGACUUCCACAAUAGAGCGGUGGCCUGAGUUUUCACUAGCUACAGUCGCUCCUUCCUUCCUUGAUGCGGGACAUGCAGAUCCUGCAUUCAUUCGAAGCUCCAAAAGUCCAUCAACAUCGUUCGGUCACCUGAAGGAGGAUCUGCAACGCACAAUGGAUGCACGGCGCGAAACAGAUAUACUUCACUUGGAGCUUGUCGCAUGUAUCGAAGAGCUGCCGGACGGUGUCAAGGAGAUUGUCGUGCGGUUGCCAAAGGCCGUCAAGGCAGAAAGACAGCAGUAUAACGCUAUCCAGCAAAGGCAUGAUGCCGAGCGCGAAACUGAUAAGCUUAACUUGAAACUAAUCGCACGUUACGAGAAGCUGCCUCACGGGGCCAAGGAGUUUGGCUUGCAGUUACCGCGCGUCAUCGAGGCAGAGAGGGAGCAGCGUGACGCUUGCCAGCCUAAGCAUUGUGCUGGGCCGCUCCAGUUACAAAAUGCAGAGGAGAUAUCAGCGUCGACCGGCCAGACACUGGGCCACGAAAGGCGCGCCUGGGAGGCAGAUCAGCAAGCACUGCAGGCUGUAUCCCAUCUAGGGACCAUCGUCCAUAAGCUCAAGGCAGCCCAGCAAAGCCUUGACUCCGAGUGGCAGCGGCUUGCAGUCGACAGGCAAGCACUCAAAGAACAGCGAGAUGCAGCAAACGAGCAAUUUGCCGAAAUCGAGAGACAGAAAAUGGAGGCCGAGAACCGCGAUCCAAAUUCCAGGACGCAGUCGCGUGUAGUCGGCACGCAUGCCAUGCCAUUUCAAGAAGUUCUGGAGAGAGAAAUGAUGGCUGGUGGAAGAAUGCAGCACUCCCAAUCCAUCACCUUCCAGGAAUGUUAUCGAGGUCACAGCUUCGAAGAGCUCAGGGUUGAGGACUACGCUCAAGGCAGGCGGUUCGACAACAGGAACGCACAAGGGUGUGUCUUCAGCAAGACUGCGGCGUCCGUCCCCGAGGCUUCUUGCCCUCAGGCACUAGUCAGCGCCAACCAGCCUGUGCAGACAUCCCAGUCGGUUCUCGAAAGCUACGCUUCUCAGUUCCCAACAGUCAGCGGCUCGCCAGUGCAAAGUCCUAGCCCGGACUCCAGCAAGCGUCCGCUCCCGGAUUCAGCGGAUCAAGCGGACAAAGCGCCAAAGCAGCUCAAGGUCGAUGUGAAUACGUCCUGGCCCAAUCUAACCUGCAGCAACUGCCACAAAACCCACGUGAAGUGCAGCGCAGAAGCGACAUGCCAGCACUGCCGCCAAGCUUCGGCGUCAAAAUCAUGCUCCUACCGAAGAUGUCGUAAGGGUAUCGAAUGCACGAACAGGCAGUGUACAAUGUUCCAUCCCAGCCAGGUCUUAGAUGCGAAGGGACAGCCCCGAGUGGCGUCAGCGUUUUUAGGAGUUACAACAUCAGCCUCGCUUGACUGAGCAGUCGGAAGCAUGUGGAGCUGUAAUAGUCGGCGGUGAGUGCCAUGGAGAGAAACUUUCCUGGGCGUUUUGUACACUGCACAGCGCUCGCUCCACCACCGAAGUUGUUUUGUGUCUCGAUCGGCCGGUACAGCAACUUGUCGAACGACACGCCGAGCGGGAGCCUAUUAGCAAGGAUUGAAGACCCACAGCAGCGUACAGCAUUGUCAAAGGUUGCUUCUAGUGCGUCCUGUCUGAGAUGAUUACUUAGGCACCGUUUACCAGUGCCAACGUAUCAGGUUGCCAGCACAAUGGAACUG